UGGGGCGGGGCUUACAUCGCGUUAACCAUGAACAAACAGCGCUCGGACCAGAUUCAGUCAUGGAGUCAAAUCUCGGGUUUAACUUAACCUGCCGUCGUAACACAGGUUAACCACCGAGUCACUGAAUUUACCCGGGUUAGCAGCUCAGCUCGCAUCGCGCCACAUACCCAGAACGCCUCGCGCGGCGUUACGUCACCUGGACCGAGAGGUGGAAUCGUCUCCAUCGAUUUUGUGACGGUGAGUUGUGAUGCGAGUGAAGAAGAGAGCAGCCAUCGGUGUUUCUGUGGAGGAAGCACACGGCUCACUGCUGUCAGUGAAGCUUCAGACCUGAACACUGUCUGUGUUUAUCUACAGGCUGUCUGUGAUUCAGGGCGAAGAUGAAGCUUAAUUCAUUAUCUGUGCUGUGUCUGUCGCUUAUUUUGUUUCACGCCCAUUCUUCACUGGCUAAGAGAGCAGGCGGCAGCUUUGGGAAAGGCUUCAGCUCCAAGAAGAUCCCAUCAUGGAACCGAGGCAACACUAAUACAGGCAACAAGAAUAAUCAGGGCUCCAGCUCGAGAGGUGGAUACCCCAAACAGUCUGGACAAAACAAUCAAGGAGGCCACCCGCCGCAGUCAGGCAGACCUGCGUAUCCGGGCAGUUACCCUCGGCAGCAGGGUGGAGUGGGGUAUCCAGCACAUGGCUCCCCGUAUGGAAGAGGUUAUGGAGGUUACGGAGGCUAUCCAGGUGGAUAUAUCAACCAAAACCCAAACAACAAAAUCCUGAGCCCUCACUAUGGAGGCAGCUUUGGAUACGGGGGCCACGGUGCGAGGGGCGGCUCUCCCUUUUCCCACUCAGUUCAGGGGAUGGGCGUUUAUCCCCAAGAUAGAUCCAGAGGGUUUGGGCGCAGUGCAGUGGUAGCAGCAGCUGGAGGCGCCAUGGCAGGAAUGGCCCUGGGCUACGGGCUGGGGAGGUUCCCUCGUCCUCACUUCCCCUUCCACAGCCCCCAGGAGGAGUACUACUACAACCACUACAUGUACAGGAGAUAUGGUGUCAGGUCUACUGAUGCCGAUGACUAUGGCAGAGACUACAGGUACAGCCAACCCCCUCAGACCUACGACAGCUUCAUGGACUCGUGCAUGAAGAGAACAGACAUUCUGCCGGUGGAGAAUCGAAAGCCAAAACUCAACCCGGCUGCCACAGCCACCACCACAGCUAAUUCCACAGUCACCACAACAGCUGCUGUCGUCACCUCAGCACCGGACACUGUCACAGAUAACAAGACGUCAGACACCAACAGCACCGCGGAGGACAACUCCUCGACCCCCUCACCUUCCACUCCUCACGCUCCUAAUCAGCCUGAAGCCCGUCCCGGGCCUCCAGCUUCACAGGCCGUCGGUGACGAUGAGGAGGAGGACGAUGACACAGUCAGCAUCAUGGAGAUCGGGUACCCGGCGCUGAUCAAGCAGGUGAAGGCCCGCAGGUGUUUGGAGCUGUACAUGAUUUACUCUGAAAGGUACAUGAAGAGAGAGACAGGAGGGGCGGAGGGACUGGAGAUGGGAUAUCGAGGGUCUUUAGCAGUGGUCACCAGUGCUUUACUGAUGCUACUGAACAGCAACAUGCUGACGCUGCUGCACUGAGGCCUUCAUUAGCGGGGGGGUGAUGGAGGAUGGAAAAUGAUUAAAAUUUUAAGUUCCAUGUUUGAAUUUCCAAAGUGAAUGUAAGAGGUUAGAUCAGAGAGCCACAGUUUAUUUUUUAUUUUUUUCAUUUUGAUAAUUUUGUCACAAUAUCAAGAAAUAAGUUCAAAUGUCCAACUGAAUAAGAGAUUUAAAAAAAAAGGUGCAUAUGCAGAAUAAAGUUGAAAUGUAGAUAAUAAACGUAUUCUUUUUUAUUUCAAGAUUAAAGUGGAACUUUUGAGAAUAUAUCAAACUACUAACGUCAGCACAUACGCCCCUAACAAGAGUUUAUUUCUCUUGUAGCUCAUAAACACUUGUGGUGAUCGGUGUUAAAAAAAUGUCUACUGCUGAAUUAGAUCCACUUAUUUUCAGCAUUUCAAAUUUACUCUUGAAAUGUCAAAGGAGGAAACAAUAUUCUUCCUCAUAUCUUUCUAACAGUGCUUUUUAACAUUAUUCAUAUAUUAAGUGAGGGGCCUCGGCCUCAGAGAAGCUCAGAUCUUUGUCUUAAUAUUUAUGAAUAUUUCCAACUUUUUCGUAUUUUUUCUAGAUAUACUUCCUUCCCUCCUUCUUGUCCUCUUCUUAUCUACCCACAACUUUUGCCUUUCUUUAGUGUCGUCUCACAUUUGUUGAAUGUAUUGUCACCAAGCUUGGAUAUCGAAAUAUGCACAGUAACUUUUCUAAUCAUGUAAAAUGAUUAAACAACUAUUUAUAUGUAUCGUGUGAAGUUCUAAUCACAAACAGUUCAUAGUAGAAUUUUCUAAUUUUCUAAAACAAGCAGGCAUCACAGAAAUUUAAAAAACUUUUCUUAAUAAGCAUUAUUCAAGAUUUUAAUGUGAACAUGGAUGAUUUUUAAGAACCUACAGUACAAAAACCAUAUAAGCUUUUACUGUGAUAUGUGGGUAAAUAAAUAUGAAUUUACUGGUCCAAUAAAAACCUAACACCUCUGUGUUGGAAUAAAUCCUGUUGUCACAUGGAACUUGUGAGUUUGACAUGACAGAGAGAAAAGAUGAGGCUGAAGGGAACAUCCACAUUUUGCUUAUGAGAAGAUUUCUCCUCCAUUUAAGAUUAUUCAGCCGAGAAGAAGCGGCACCAGUGACACCAGCCUUGGAUUUUUCUGUUAAAAUAAAAUCUCACGUCUCUCACUCACCAUCCUCUGGUAAUUCAUCACUAUAAUAACAAUAUACACAUUUUAGUUAAAACCGACAAACAGUGGAUGGGGACGAGUGGUGAAAAACUCCAGUGUAGCUUUAAUGUGUUGUUAAAUGUGUGUUAUCUUGUGUCUGGAUGUAAAAUCGCACAUGACGUGAAUGUCUUCUCACCCGUGAGAUGCACAUUAUGCUCGCCUGGUCAAAUAGACGUAUCUUUACUCACAAGCGUGAUAAUGAAAAAGCGUUUGAUGAGAUGCAUUUGAUGACUGAUGAACUCCUGUGAAACCAAAAGUGAAAUUGAGAUAAUCUGAGUAAAUUAGUUUUUUAACAGCUCAAGCUCAAAUUGCUUCACACUUGUUAACCAUAUCACAAAAUGACAUUUGGUGUUUAAUUCAUUUGUCUGAAUUGAUUUUCAAGGAAAGCUGAAGAAAGAAACAAUGUCAGUCUUUACUUAAUUAGUGUGUCUUCUCUUACUUAACUGUGUUUUUUACCCAUCAGUUGUGUCCCUGGUGCAGUUUAUGUUUCGUGUGCUUUUGUUUGGAAGUAAUUCAACAUGUUUAUUGAUGGGAAGGUAGAUUGGUUGUUUCUAAUAUGGUGUGAGCCCGAAAAAAUGGGGACGUAAAUAAUUCAAAAUAAAAACUUUCAAAGAAA
Molecule: messenger RNA, 3451 nt
Organism: Hippoglossus stenolepis (Pacific halibut)
Lineage: Eukaryota; Metazoa; Chordata; Actinopteri; Pleuronectiformes; Pleuronectidae
Exons: 2
Coding region: 378-1616 (412 amino acids)
Biological process (GO): protein homooligomerization
Cellular component (GO): membrane
Source: RefSeq, a predicted model, not a curated record